UGUUUUUAAAAAGGCUCGGCAGCGCUCCGGUGGAUCAGUCUGCGCACGAGAACUUCUGCUGGAGAAAAGUACAGAAACCGGGAAACGGGAGAGGAGAUAGAGAGAGAGACAGAGAGAGAGAAGAGAAGAAGACGAAGAAGAAGAAGUUUGAGAUUUUUGCGCAAAUAAUUUUGCUUUUUGCUCUUGCAGAGGACAACAUCUCUGAAAGAGAAAGAGGAUAGAAACAACAACACAAGAUAUUUUUAAUUUUAUUUUUUCCUGUGCAUUUCGUUUAAACUCUUUAUUUUCAUUUUGUUUUUGUUUUCCUUGCAGCAGGGUGCACGCGGCGCCGCGUCCAUGCCUGUGCGUGUUUUCCACAGAUAGCAACACUCUCUGGAUAAAGACUCUUGGCUUUAGCUUUAAAAAAAAAAAAAAUCGGAUUAUCAGACUGAGGCAUUGUGCUCAUUAGUCCAGUCUCCGCGUGUUUCCCCCCUCCCCCUCCUCCUCCUCGCAUUCGAGGUUUUUAUGCUCAUACCUGAAGAGAACACCGACAAUGUUUCUGAGCGCCUGCCUCCUGCUCACGUUUCUCUUGGGGCUGACCGGCUGCUGGGGCUCGUACGUGCCGUGCGAGCCCUGUGACCAGAAGGCGCUGUCCAUGUGCCCCCCGGUGCCGGUCGGCUGCCAGCUGGUCAAGGAGCCCGGCUGCGGCUGCUGCCUCACGUGCGCCCUGUCCGAGGGGCAGGCGUGCGGCGUUUACACCGGGACGUGCACCCAGGGACUCCGGUGCCUGCCGCGGAGCGGCGAGGAGAAGCCGCUGCACGCGCUGCUCCACGGCAGGGGCGCGUGCACCAACGAGAAAGGAUACAAGCCGGCCCGCCGGCCCAUAGAACGCGAGUCUCGAGAGCACGAGGACGCCGCCGCCGCCGACAUCAAGGAGGAGAUGCAGCAGGCCAAAGUGCCGCUGCUUCCCAAAGACAUUGUGAACAGUAAAAAAGUCCACGCGCUGCGCAAGGAGCAGAAGAGGAAGCUCGGCAAACAGCGCUCCAUGGGCUCCCCCAUGGACUACUCCCCUCUGCCCAUCGACAAGCACGAGCCCGAAUUUGGUCCAUGCAGGAGGAAACUGGACGGCAUCAUUCAGGGGAUGAAGGACACUUCUCGUGUGAUGGCUCUGUCUCUCUAUCUCCCAAACUGUGACAGAAAAGGAUUCUUCAAGCGCAAGCAGUGCAAGCCGUCUCGCGGCCGCAAGCGAGGCAUCUGCUGGUGCGUGGACAAGUACGGCGUCCAGCUCCCCGGGACAGACUACAGUGGCGGGGACAUUCAGUGUAAAGACCUGGAGAACAGCAACAGCAACAACAACGAGUGAAAAGACCCCCAAGCCCACUCCCCACUCCCCCCCCCCCCCACCACCACCCAUUUAACCGCCCCGUUACCCGGGGCCCAUGUCUCCUCUCUGAAUCACACCCGUGUGCUCCACCCUCUCCAUUGGCUUCGAGAUUUCUGAACAUUUCUGGGGGGGGAAAGGACAAAAAAAUCAACAAAAACAAAAAUGAAAGGCCAGGCUGAAAAAAAGACACCUGACUAUUGCUCGUGUGAGGCGGACCCCUCUGGCUUUUGCAAAUCCAUGAAAAAAUAUAUACGCACACGAUGGAUAUAAUUUUGUAUUGACACUCGUACGACGUAAAAAACGACACAAAAUCAAGUGUGAAGAAAAUCCCAAAAAAUUAUCAGGCACAUCGAUUUGAAAACAGAGACGUGUUUCUUAGGCCGUGGAACACGGCGCCACUGUGGAACUGUUGAUUGGCAAAAAAAAAAAAAAAAUUUGUUUUUGUUGUUGUCGUCCGUUUUCCAAAAAAAAACAAUAGAUAGGGAUAUGCUGUAACAGUUGACUCUAUCUGGAUACGUGGUUUCUGUCAGAGCACUUAAUGAAGAGGAGGAACCUGCUUAGAUAUAUGUGUAAAAUGAUGCAUGCAUGAAUGUGUGUGUGUACAGUGUGUGUGGUAUGUGAUGGAGCCUAUUCCAAAAAAAGAAUGGCCUUUUUUUCCCCCUUCUCUUGUUGGAUUUUUGUCACGAGUAACGCUGGCGCUUGACGUGGUCUUCGGGCUGGCCUUCUCUGUAACCGAUGUAAAGACGCGCCUCGGGACUCGGGAGCGUUUAUUAAAAAAAUAAAAAUAAAAAGGUGGUCCCGGAUGAACCCAUCUGCGUAAACUCUUCGAUAAUGUAGCUAGCCUGAUAUGCCAACUGUGCCUAUUUUAAACGGACACUGCCAUGAGGGGCGGCAGAGAGCUCCGAGCCUUGGGACUCAAGUUCCGAGUCCCGUCUUUUUUCGAGUCGAGCGCGUAAUCAAAACUCAGCCAGUCGGCCCCCCCGUCGCCUCUCGGAUUCUUGUCGUGUGAAGUGUAGUUUUUGUACGUUUUUCUUUUGUUUUUUUUCCGUUUGCGCCGUUUACUUUGCCUUCAGUAAAGUAAAGACUGCCCGACUUUUUUGAGCCAUGUUCCUUUUUAUCGAGUGGUUUCUCCCCUCAGUACCUGCUACUACAGUGUAACCACCUGUGUAUUACAUUACUUUUUUUUAAAAAUAGUUAUUGAAUGUUUGUUUUUUUGCCUGUAGAAAACAUAGUAUGACAACAAUGUAAUUGUGCUUGGAAAAAAAGAAGAAAAAAACACGAUUUAUUAGCCCGUAAAGUUCCUCGUAGCCCCCAUCAGAAUGACCAUGAGGGUCAUUGGGGCUACCGGGCCAGUCAAAAGAAGCUAACCCUCUGGAAGCCUUCCGCUCACAUGCCUCCUCCAGGUGGUACAUCUAAAGGUGGAGCAUGAUCACAACUACAACAAGGUUACAGGUUAUACAACAGGGUCAUUUUAAAGUUGAGUUUCUUCUCUCUGUGUGCAAGUCACAGUGCCUUCCUACAUGCAAUUACAUUUAAACAGUGACGUGAAAGUGAACUGGGCAAUUUUUUGAUUUUUCAGACAACCCCCCCCCCCCUCCCAACCAAAAAUAGAAAAUAAUCAGGAGUUCAACGAUCAUACAUUUUAAGCUAUGAUUCAUGCUAAUGCAUAUUGCCAGAGAGGGGAAGCCAGAGGAUGUUUUUGUAGGUAAAUCAAACCACGUCCUCCCAAAAGAGAAAUGCAUCCUUAAAGGCUUCCGGGUUGUGAGUAUAUAUAUAUACGGAUAUAUAUAUAUAUCCGUAUAUAUACAUGUAUUACCGAGAAUCCUCGCCCCACUUCCAAACACGAAAAAUCCCCACUACCACUUUCGAAGAAAAAAAAUAAAGCAGCUUGCACUUAUUUCAGUUACUCACUAUUGAUAUUGACACACAACGGCAUCCUAAGAUGUGGUUUCACGAAGUUUGUGGAACGAGAAAAAAAUAUAUAUAUGAAAAAAAAGAACAAGAAAAAAAAAAAAAAACUGCCACAAAAGCUAAACGUUGCGUUAUCUUUUGCGCUCGCUUUUUAAAGGUGGAGCUUCGAGGUAAUAUUGUUUGUCGACAGGGGCUGUGCAGCCCAUGCCCCGGGACCUCCGAUAACGACGAAACAUCCUUUAGGGAGGAAUAGAAUUUAAAAAAAAAAGUAACACAGCAGCUAGAGAUGUUCUCGUGGCCAAUUGCACAGAGAUGAGAGUCGAGAAGGAGAUAAAGGAGAGAGAGAGAGAGAGGACGAGGGAGCCGCGCCAUGGGCAGUGGUCAUAAUCAGGGCCUAGCCACUCCCCCCCCCCCGGAUAUGGGGGGUCACCAAUUGCAUGACAUUAGAUUACAGUUAGAGAGACAGUCACCGGGAGUCACGGAUAUCUGGGGAAUGCAAUACGGGAACGAGGAAUUGAGUAUCACUUUUUAAUUUGGUACUAUAUACUAUAUAUCUGACAUUUGGGAAUGUUCACUGUCUGGGUGAAUACUUCAAUGUUCCAGGUAUUUCUCUACUUCCUGUUUUUGCGAGUACCCACUUCCUCAGGUUUCACGUCUCCUACUUGGUUUAAAAAAAAAUCAUAUUCACUUUUCAUAAUUCAGUAGCGCAGUAACGACAGUACAGCAUUUUUUUUUUUCCUGAGUACAUAACACUUUUUCCAGAUGUGACGAGUCGACACAAUUGGGUUUUCCAUAAUUCUGGUGUGUUCACUGGCUUGUGAAAUGGACCCAUCGGUGGCAAGGAGGACAGUGGGAAAUAAAAAAAUGAUCAGUAUUUGGAACUACAUGAAAAAAAAACAGAUGAGAGAAAAAAACAAAAAAAAUCUCAAAUUAUUAAAAGUGAAUAUCACUGUGUAAUAUUUAUUCAACUUGUAAUUUAUGUACUCUUUUUAACCUUUGUCUUUUUGUUUCUUUUUUGUUAUGACAAAGCAUUUAUUUAAAUAAAGUUAUGUAUUCAUUUAAACACU
Pseudoliparis swirei is the source of this 4341-nucleotide messenger RNA. RefSeq names its product insulin-like growth factor-binding protein 5. Gene Ontology annotation, biological process: regulation of insulin-like growth factor receptor signaling pathway. Bases 533 to 1342 code for a protein of 269 amino acids. Gene Ontology annotation, cellular component: extracellular region. The transcript has 4 exons. The record is from RefSeq and is a predicted model, not a curated record. Gene Ontology annotation, molecular function: fibronectin binding; insulin-like growth factor I binding; insulin-like growth factor II binding. NCBI's taxonomy places the organism in Eukaryota, Metazoa, Chordata, Actinopteri, Perciformes, Liparidae.